UCCAUAUGCAAAGGAAAACAAAAACAUCAUGCCUGUUGGUUGUAAAGGAAAUUGUGGUAGAAAUGCAAUAUUAAAGAGACCAAAAACUGGCGAUGCACUUUGCAAGGAAUGUUUCUACAAUGCAUUCGAACUUGAAAUUCACAACACCAUUCAGAGAUCCGCUCUCUUCAAGAAAGGAGAAAAGGUUGCUGUUGCUGCAAGCGGCGGAAAAGAUUCAACCGUGCUCGCAUAUGUUUUAAAAACACUCAACGAACGUCACAAUUAUGGCUUAGAUCUUUUCCUCUUAUCAAUCGAUGAGGGAAUCACAGGUUAUCGAGAUGAUAGUUUGGAUACGGUUAAACAAAAUCGCGACGACUAUGGAAUGCCCUUAAAAAUAUUGUCUUAUGACGAAUUGUAUGGAUGGACUAUGGAUCGUAUAGUUAGUACAAUUGGAAAAAACAACAAUUGUACCUUUUGUGGAGUUUUUCGUCGUCAGGCACUCGAUCGGGGAGCAAAAUUAUUGGAAGUUGAUAAUAUAGCCACGGGACACAACGCAGAUGACAUCGCUGAAACAGUUUUAAUGAACAUUUUACGAGGAGAUACUGCACGUUUAGGACGUUGUACAGAAAUUAAGACAAGUGGCGGAGGAGAAGAUGCAAUUCCAAGAGUUAAACCAUUAAAAUACACUUACGAAAAGGAAAUUGUGAUGUACGCUUAUUUCAAGAAGCUCGUAUACUUUUCAACAGAAUGCAUAUAUGCGCCAAAUGCAUAUCGUGGUCAUGCUCGAGCCUUUUUAAAAGAUUUGGAAAAAAUUCGACCUUCGGUAAUAAUGGAUAUCAUUCAUUCAGGAGAGCAAUUAGCCUUCAAAGAUACCGUAAAAUUGCCUGAAAGGGGAAUUUGUAGCACUUGCGGAUUCGUAUCUUCCAUGCAACCCUGUAAGGCUUGCGUUUUGUUAGAAGGACUCAACAAGGGAUUGCCCAAACUUGGAAUAGGAAAGAAAUCAAAAGGCGAUCGAUUGAGGAAAAGUCAUGAAAUGGCACAAAAAUUUGAUGCAGCACACAAAGUAAAAAAUGAUUUUUAAUAAAAAUAAAAAAAAAAAAAUUUAUUCAAAAAAAAAAAUGAAUAAAUAAAAACCACAACCAAUGAAAAAUGUCAAAACUUUUUUAGUUUUUG
Messenger RNA from Culicoides brevitarsis, 1152 nucleotides. RefSeq names its product cytoplasmic tRNA 2-thiolation protein 1 (gene Ctu1). Gene Ontology annotation, molecular function: tRNA binding. Gene Ontology annotation, biological process: tRNA wobble position uridine thiolation. The transcript has 2 exons. The record is from RefSeq and is a predicted model, not a curated record. Bases 29 to 1060 code for a protein of 343 amino acids. Gene Ontology annotation, cellular component: cytosolic tRNA wobble base thiouridylase complex; mitochondrion. Lineage: Eukaryota; Metazoa; Arthropoda; Insecta; Diptera; Ceratopogonidae.